AUGGUACCCUUUCCCGACGAAUUAUGGCUUCAAGUCGUUCCUUAUCUCACUCCUUGUUCAGAUCUCCAAGAUCUGGAAGAUAAUUCGACCAAACAGAAAGCGCUCUCAGGCCUUUGCCAACUUUCGAAGUCGCUCCGUCGUAUCUUUCAACCAGCCAUGUAUGCCAGAUUUGUCAAGUUCGGCAGAGUUUCGCCCAAGCAAAGAUAUAUUGCCGGUGAGCUCGAGUUUCAGAUCAAGAAGAUCGAUCCGGCUAGGUUCAGACACAACACGCGCCUCGAAUUGUUUCUUAGAACUUUGAUCGAGCGACCGGACCUUGCACAUGACAUAAAAAGCUUACGAAUUGACCGCUUCAAUGAGACUGAAGAUCUUCCAGCAAGCUAUGCACCGAUCCGACCACUUCCAUUUGAGCCUGAACUUGCCGAGACUUUUGUCCAUCCCAAGCAGCAGAGAGGCGUCUCCUUCAGAUGUUGUGCUCUAUUACUGGCAAUACCAAUGCUCUGGUCAUUCAGAGGAUACGGCAUAGAUCACACAGGUGAUUUAGACGAGCACCCACAUUUAUCUCUACAUCAUCUACGUCAUCUGGUCCUUGAAAGCUCCAUCCUGGACGGGGAAUCUAUCAUAGAACUGCUUAAAGGCUCGUGUACUGGACCCCAGGUUCUGGAAAUCGAUUCUCACGCAGUCUCAGAUCCUAGAUUCAAACUUGACGGUGAUACUUAUUGGCUCAACUGGCCAUGGGGACUGCAAGAAGAAGCGCUUUUGAACAUGGCAGAAUCGCUUGAGCGCCUUGUUAUUGCUUUGCCCGAGUAUGAUCUAGCAUUGUUUGACCUGCAUGAAAUCUCGAACCUUCGUUACAUUGAAGUAGAGAUGAAGGACUUGACAGGCAAUGAACACGUACCGAAUCCUCCCUAUAUCACCACACGUCUUCCUCAUAGCUUGGAGCACCUGUGUUUACGCAGAUGUAGUGUAGCUGUCUUUAUGCCAUGUAGAGCACUACUCAAAGCUGCAUCAAUGGAGUUCCCACAGCUCGAGACUGUGGAGCUUAGAUUUGCUUGGUCGAAGCAGACAUCUACUCAGAAAGACAGCAGUGAGGAGGUAGAGUCGGUAAGAGAAGUGUCUCCCGAGGACAGAUGGGUCAACGAUAAAUGUGAUUAUGUAAGCUUCCUACGCACGCUUGCAGAUGGGGUGAAAGUAACCUUGGAGGUGUGCAAUGAUGAGAUCCCUGCUCCGCAUUGGUUCGAUUACGACGAACAUCGGAUGGGGACAGACUCUAUUAGAGAAAUCAAUGGUCCUAUUGAAGACGAUGAUGAAGAUGGGAGCGAAGAUGACAGUGGAGAGGAGAGUGAUGAUGAGGGACAAGAUGGCAACGAGGACGAGGAGGAAAGUGGCACAGAAGAUGGGGAGGAAGAUGGAAGUGAAGAUGGAGAAAACUGA
Molecule: messenger RNA, 1431 nt
Organism: Aureobasidium subglaciale EXF-2481
Lineage: Eukaryota; Fungi; Ascomycota; Dothideomycetes; Dothideales; Saccotheciaceae
Exons: 2
Coding region: 1-1431 (476 amino acids)
Source: RefSeq, a predicted model, not a curated record